Messenger RNA from Biomphalaria glabrata, 2958 nucleotides. RefSeq names its product SAM pointed domain-containing Ets transcription factor-like. Gene Ontology annotation, cellular component: nucleus. Gene Ontology annotation, biological process: regulation of transcription by RNA polymerase II; cell differentiation. Lineage: Eukaryota; Metazoa; Mollusca; Gastropoda; Planorbidae. Gene Ontology annotation, molecular function: DNA-binding transcription factor activity, RNA polymerase II-specific; sequence-specific DNA binding. Bases 195 to 1547 code for a protein of 450 amino acids. The record is from RefSeq and is a predicted model, not a curated record. The transcript is spliced from 6 exons.
ACCUUAAGAAAACCACAUUACAUUAUCAAACGUGAAACUGGAGUAAGAUCUUCUGGACUUACUUUUAAGGACCAAUUAUAAUACACAUUUUCUCUCGGACUUCAACCUACUAGGACUUAUUGUUUUAUGUUCUAUUAAUUUCAACUUGGAUCAGUAAUUCUCUGCGAGGAUUUAUAACUUCAUAAAAGAUAGCAAUGCCUUCUGUCGAUUUUACGGUCAUCGGUCAAUUUGAAGCCAUGGCUAAGGAUCUGGAACUUACUACUGACUCUUCCAAUCCAUGCACGAGACGGGUACCAAUGAACAGUAUGGAUGACUGUAUGCCUCUAAAAUCCGACAUUAAAGAAGAACCAGAUUUCCUUUAUCAGAAUCAUCCUGAGUUGGACUUUAACAACAUCUUUAAUGAACAGUACAGCGACAGCUUCCAGAAACUGAUUCCUACCACGGUCGCUACCCCGCCGCCUUACCCGGCGCCCUCCAACACCGAGGUGUUAGUCCACGCCCCUCAGUACCCUCCCGUCACCCACAGGACAUUCACAGGGGUCAACGCCAGCGGCUGCACUAUGUUCUCCCACCCAGACUACCUGUCCGGCGCAUCAGUGCCCACCGGUAUGGUCGAGAGCAGAGAUCUGCUAGACCUAGACAACCAGAACCAGCAGGAUUCAUUUUACGAGGAGCUGGGCUUAACUAAACCACGCAAUGUCUUGGAUGCCUCUGCCCUCGGCUGGGAAUUCCCCUUUCAGUGCAUGCUGGAGCAACUUCAAGAGGAGCUAAGCCGAAUCGGAGUACCCCGUGAUCCAAUGGAGUGGACGACUGAACACGUCCGCAAAUGGAUCUCUUGGAUAUGCACGAAGAACAAAAAAGCAGACAGCUCUUCCAACGGCAACAUGAGCUUCGCCGAACUCUGUUCUUUGAACAGCAACGAUCUGUUCAGACGCUUUGGCGAGUCUGGACCAUCCAUCAGCAUGGAGAUAGAGCUGUUAAAGUCUGCCAGCAACGUUCCCUCGUGUGUCGGUGUUCAAGACAGCUAUGACUGCGUCACUAUGUCCAGGCAGCAGCUGCAAGACCCUUAUAUGGAGUGCCCACAGAUGUUCUACCCCUGUAGCUCCCCGGCCCCAAGCACCAGCAGUAGCCAUGACAGCAUGUCCACUCUGUCUAACGUCAGUGAGGAUGACAGCAUUCACGGUUCUUCUUAUGCCAAAAAUGUACCCAACAUAGCCAACAAUGAUAACUACAACAGAACUCCAGUCAAAAUGCCAUCUGGUCGUGGACACAAACAGACAAUCCAUUUGUGGCAGUUCCUGAAAGAGCUCCUAUUAUCCAAAGAGAACCACAGCGACUGCAUCAGAUGGUUGGACCGCAAAGCUGGCAUCUUCAAGAUCGAAGACUCCAAGACAGUCGCUAAACUGUGGGGUAACAGGAAGAACAGGCCGGCCAUGAACUAUGACAAGUUGAGUCGUUCUGUCAGGCAGUACUACAAGAAAGGAAUCAUUAAGAAAACAGAGCAGUCUAAAAGAUUGGUCUACCAGUUCUGCAAUGGCUACUUGUGAGAAAGAAACCCAUAAUGCACCUGUCAACUCGCACAAAGGCGGUGGGCAGCUCUGAACUUGCUGCCUUUUUCUUUUUGUCUUGCCUUCAGGCCAACUGGUCAUUUCAAUAUAUACCACAGACGAACUCUUCAUACAAAUGGUGGAGAGAUUCAGUGGAUUUGGCUAGGUCAUAAAGUCAAGGACUUUAAGUUCUAAAACUUUUUGGACUUAAUGCCUGAAGGCUACCCGAUGACAAGCACAAAACAGCAUUGCCAACAUGACAGCAUUGCCCAUUUAACAACAUUGUCCACAUAAAGAAACUUUAGUUAGUUUAUAGUAACCUAUGUAGGUUAGAAGGAAAUCAAUGCACACACACGCGCGCGCGCACUCACACACAGACGAUACACAUUUCUAAAUGUAUUACUGAGAAUUCCCAAUAAGUCCAUCUUAUAAGAACACUGAACGCAACAGCAGGGUGCCAACUCACAACUCUAAAAUGUUAAACACAUCAGAGUGAUGCAAACACACCAGGGUGCUAAACACAAUCAAAGGGUGCUAAUUGACAACCUCAGAGUGCUAACAAGUAUCAAAACAAGGUGCUAACACGUAGUUAAAACAGAGGUUGCCAACACGAACAGAACGCACACAGCCAGUGCAUUUAUUUCACACACAUUUGACAUCAUAAUCAUGUACAUAUUUUGCAUGUUUGGGGAAGAAUGACAGAAGAAAGAGUUGUAAGCAUGGGAGAUAACUACAUUUACACACUCAAACCCAGAGCUGCUGGCCGGCCACAUUCCAUUUUAUACGUGAUACUAUUUUGUACUGUAUAUUAUUAUAGUUGUUGUUUUUUUUUUACUACUUUCUAUUUAUAAUAAAAACACAAGUGUAUAUACAAACUGCUUCCAUGUCAUCUGCCAAAUAAGUUGUUUUUGUUAUUCAAAUGAACUUGCCAGGUUGGCUGCUUAUAUUAAAUAUAAAAUGUUAUUUUACACCAAUGACCUGAAAUGUUAUGUUCAGUUCAAGUGGGGGGUGUUAGCAUGUAUCACGUAGUCAUGAAUUGUCUUUAGAACUCUUACGUUUAAUGUGAACAAUAUUUGUUGACAGAAGCAAUACAGAAACUGUUGCUUUACUGUAGUACAUUUCCACAUAGACCCGCACAUUUCCAGAAGUGAGAAUCCAAAUAACAGAAACGAACCAAAUUUGUUUUACGUUCCAGGAUGCAUGGGACCUGAAACUAGUCUGUUGAGGGCGGAAGUGAGAGGAAGACUUAUAUAAGUUGACUCUAAUACGAUUGUCUGGCAACCAUUGGUUUCUACAUAAGCCCCUGUUCUUUGUUGAAUAUAUGUGUUGUAUUUUACUAUAUGUAAAUAUGUUUAUUUUGUUCUGAUUGUAAAUAAAACAUAUUGAAGUGCUGGCACUUAAACAAAUCCUA